AUGCAGGCGCUGCGCGUGUGGCUGGGCUUGGCGCUGCUGGUGUCGAGUCCGCUGGAGAUUGGUCCCCGCUGGUCGUCGUACUCGCGCAUUGUUGUGUUUGGUGACUCGCUCGUGGACAAUGGCAACGGCACCUACCUGCUGUCGAACAAGACGUGGCCGGCCGACCGCGCCUUUUACGACGGGCGCUUCAGCAACGGGCCGACGUGGGUGGAACAGCUGGCGGGCAAGCUGCAUGUGUCGGUCGUCGAUGACCUCGCGUACGGCGGCGCGACGACGAACAACAGCGUGGCGCAGGGGUACUCGGGCUACCACUCGGACAUUGCGGUGCCGGACGUGAGGCACCAGGUGUCGAUGUACCUCGAGCGCAUGCACGGCCACCUGGACCCCGAGGCUAUUUACAUUGUGAGUGGCGGCUCGAACGACGUGUUCUUUGGCUCGCAGAAAACCCUCGACAUUCUGGGCCUCGCCGAGAAGGGCGUGCAGACGCUGCAGCGCGAGGCCGAGCGCCUUGUAGCGCAUGGCGCGCGCCUCAUUGCGCUCCCCCUGCUCAUGGACGCAAAUAAGACGCCGUCCGAGACGCAGUACGACAACUUGAUCGAUGGGAUCGGCAGCUCUGUGUUUACGACCCACUUCAACACGAAGCUACGCGAGUCGGCGCGCGCGCUGCGUCGUCACGUGGACGUCAAGGUGCUGGAUCUGCACGGGAUCGAGCGCUACCUGUUGGCACACGCCCAGCAGUACGGUCUCGAGAACACUCGCGACGCCUGCUUGCAGGGCACGACCGAGCCUGAGGUGCGCGCUGGCGUGAAGCGGCACGUGUGUGCGACGCCCGACUCGCACUUUUUCUGGGACAUUUACCAUCCCACGGCGCGCGCCCAUGAGCUGAUCGCCGACUUCGUGGCACCCCAGUUUUGA
Molecule: messenger RNA, 915 nt
Organism: Malassezia sympodialis ATCC 42132
Lineage: Eukaryota; Fungi; Basidiomycota; Malasseziomycetes; Malasseziales; Malasseziaceae
Exons: 2
Coding region: 1-915 (304 amino acids)
Molecular function (GO): hydrolase activity, acting on ester bonds
Source: RefSeq, a predicted model, not a curated record